AUGAGUGGCGAAUCAUCGCUAGCAGCUGUGACUGCUAUUCUGAAAAGUCUCGCGACCGAUCCGACCACGCCGCCUCUCUUGAAUCUCCGCGUCAACACCCGCUUCAACAUCCCUGGCGCUGAUACUUCUGAAAAGCUCGAACUCGAGCUCGAACUUGCUGCGCUGGUUCUCCGUGUCCAGCAUCUUCAGGCCCGUGCCAAUACGACCACCUCGAGCCUGCUUCCCGACACCCCUGACGGAAAUGGCCAUCUCUCUCUGUCGGACGAAAGAGCAAGGGCUGGGAAUUCUGGAUAUGCUGCUCCGCUACCGCGAGAUGAGCUCCUCGACGAGGCUCUCGAAGGUUUGAGGGAGCAUGUUGACGAUCAGUCCAAGCUUCUCGACAGCCAGCGCCAGGAGCUGGAUGGCGUAAAUGCCCAGCUUCUCGAGCAGAAGCAGCUCCAGGAGAGGGCCCUUGCCAUUAUCGAGCAGGAAAGGGUCGCUACUCUGGAACGCGAGCUAUGGAAGCAUCAAAAGGCCAACGAGGCCUUCCAAAAGGCCCUGCGUGAGAUUGGUGAAAUCGUGACGGCUGUCGCCCGCGGUGAUCUUUCCAAGAAGGUGCGGAUGAACAGUGUUGAGAUGGACCCCGAAAUUACCACUUUCAAGCGUACCAUCAACACCAUGAUGGAUCAACUGCAAGUCUUCUCCAGCGAAGUGUCUCGUGUCGCCCGUGAAGUCGGUACCGAGGGUAUCCUCGGUGGCCAGGCUCAAAUCGAGGGUGUUGAUGGAACUUGGAAAGAACUUACUGAUAACGUGCGUGAAAUCGCCUCUGUUACCACCGCCGUAGCCCAUGGUGAUCUCACCAAGAAAAUUGAACGCCCCGCCAAGGGAGAAAUUCUACAGCUGCAACAAACGAUCAACACCAUGGUAGACCAACUGCGGACUUUUGCCUCUGAAGUCACACGCGUCGCCAGAGACGUCGGAACCGAAGGUAUCCUGGGCGGCCAGGCUGAUGUCGAAGGGGUACAGGGCAUGUGGAACGAACUGACUGUCAACGUGAAUGCCAUGGCCAACAAUCUGACUACACAAGUGCGAGAUAUCAUCAAGGUUACCACGGCUGUCGCAAAGGGUGAUUUGACGCAAAAGGUGCAGGCUGAGUGCCGCGGAGAAAUCUUUGAACUGAAGAAAACGAUCAACUCUAUGGUGGACCAGCUCCAACAAUUCGCACGGGAAGUUACCAAGAUUGCCAGGGAAGUCGGAACCGAAGGGCGACUCGGCGGACAAGCAACGGUACAUGAUGUCCAGGGCACUUGGAGAGAUCUUACGGAAAACGUCAACGGUAUGGCUAUGAAUUUAACAACGCAGGUGCGAGAAAUAGCAAAGGUCACUACGGCCGUCGCUCGGGGUGACCUUACCAAGAAGAUUGGGGUCGAGGUGCAGGGUGAAAUUUUGGAUUUGAAGAACACCAUCAACACCAUGGUGGACCGCUUAGGAACAUUCGCGUUUGAGGUCAGCAAGGUGGCCAGAGAGGUCGGCACGGAUGGUACACUGGGCGGUCAGGCUCAGGUCGACAACGUAGAGGGCAAAUGGAAAGACCUCACUGAAAACGUAAACACCAUGGCCAGAAACCUUACAUCACAGGUCAGAGGGAUUUCAACUGUCACACAAGCCAUUGCCAAUGGAGACAUGAGCCGGAAGAUCGACGUCGAAGCCAAGGGCGAGAUACUCAUUUUGAAGGAAACCAUCAACAACAUGGUUGACCGGCUUUCGAUAUUCUGUAACGAAGUGCAAAGGGUCGCCAAGGACGUCGGUGUCGACGGUAUCAUGGGUGGACAGGCCGAUGUUGCUGGCCUGAAGGGAAGAUGGAAGGAAAUUACUACCGACGUCAACACCAUGGCCAACAACUUGACGGCUCAAGUACGAGCAUUUGGUGACAUUACCAAUGCCGCAACGGACGGGGAUUUCACCAAGCUAGUUGAAGUCGAAGCGUCCGGUGAAAUGGACGAGCUCAAGAAGAAGAUUAACCAGAUGGUGUACAACUUGAGAGACAGUAUCCAGAGGAACACGCAGGCCAGAGAAGCAGCCGAGUUGGCCAACAAGACCAAAUCCGAAUUCCUUGCCAACAUGUCCCACGAGAUACGGACCCCAAUGAACGGCAUCAUCGGUAUGACACAGCUCACUCUCGAUACCGACCUCACUCAGUAUCAAAGGGAGAUGCUCAACAUUGUCAACUCGCUGGCCAACAGCCUGUUGACCAUCAUCGAUGACAUCUUGGAUCUGUCCAAGAUCGAAGCUAGGAGAAUGGUUAUCGAGGAAAUUCCCUACACGCUGCGUGGAACUGUCUUCAAUGCGCUCAAGACUCUCGCUGUUAAGGCAAACGAGAAGUUCCUAGAUCUCACGUACCGAGUCAAUAACUCGGUGCCAGACCACGUGGUGGGUGACUCGUUCAGGUUGCGCCAGAUCAUCCUGAACCUGGUGGGCAACGCCAUCAAGUUCACCGAGCAUGGCGAAGUCAGCUUGACCAUUCAGAAGGCGUCUCACGUCCAGUGUGCGCCCUACGAGUACGCCAUUGAGUUCAUCGUGUCCGAUACGGGAAUAGGUAUUCCGGCGGACAAGCUUGAUCUCAUUUUCGACACGUUCCAGCAGGCCGACGGCUCCAUGACACGCAAGUUUGGCGGUACCGGAUUGGGUCUCUCCAUUUCCAAGAGACUGGUCAACCUGAUGGGCGGCGACGUGUGGGUCAAGAGCGAGUACGGCAAGGGCAGCAAGUUCUACUUCACGUGCGUCGUCCGUCUCGCCAACGAUGAUGUUUCGCUCAUUGCGAAGCAACUUACCCCCUACAAGGGCCACCAGGUACUGUUUAUCGACAAGGGCAGGACCGGUCACGGAUCCGAGAUUGUCAGGAUGCUCAAGGAGCUGAGCCUCGUGCCUAUCGUUGUCGACUCGGAGAAGAGCCCCGCGCUGGAGAAGGCUCGGACUCAGCAAAAUUCGCCAUACGAUGUCAUCAUUGUUGACUCGAUCGAGGACGCUCGCAGAUUGAGAGCGGUCGACGACUUCAAGUACCUGCCCAUUGUGCUCUUGGCCCCUGUGGUUCACGUUUCGCUCAAGUCCUGCCUUGAUCUGGGCAUCACGUCGUAUAUGACCACGCCAUGCCAGUUGAUUGAUCUCGGCAACGGCAUGGUGCCUGCCUUGGAAAACCGCGCGACACCCUCGCUGGCGGAUAAUACCCGCUCGUUCGAGAUUCUGUUAGCGGAAGACAACACGGUCAACCAGAGGCUUGCAGUCAAGAUCCUGGAGAAGUACCAUCAUGUGGUUACCGUGGUUGGGAACGGCGAGGAAGCUGUUGAGGCUGUCAAGAGGAAGAAGUUUGAUGUCAUCUUGAUGGAUGUUCAGAUGCCUAUCAUGGGUGGAUUCGAAGCCACAUCCAAGAUCCGCGAGUACGAGCGCAGCCUAGGCAGUCAGCGCACCCCCAUCAUCGCCCUGACGGCGCACGCCAUGAUGGGCGACAGAGAAAAGUGCAUCCAGGCCCAGAUGGACGAGUACCUCUCCAAGCCCCUCCAGCAAAACCACCUCAUCCAGACCAUCCUCAAGUGCGCCACGCUCGGCGGCCAGCUCCUGGAGAAGAACAGAGAGCGGGAGCUCGCCAGGGCGGCGGACGCGGUGACAGGGGGUCGGAGGGACAAUGCCGCGCUGAAUGCGUACCAGCAGAAUGCCAGCAGCAACGCGGGCGCUGCGGCGGCGGCGGCGAUCUCGGCUGCUUCUCAUGUGAGGCCGAGCCUGGCGGCAACGAGGGGGAUGACGGCCUCGGAGGCGCUGACGGCGGGACUGGAGAGCCCGAGCAUUGUCACUGCUGAUGCGGAGGACCCCUUGAAGGGAGGGGUUGGGAGGUCGAGUACUAGUCUGUCGGAGCCGAAUAUUCACCAUCAUAGCACUACUGCACCUAGGGGGCAGAAGUAGUGUUUUUUGAUGGGUUUGGAUUCUGGGGGUUCAUUUUCAAUAUGUUUUGAGGCACUUUUUCCAUCGAUUUUUUUGAGGAGCAAAGAGCGGUAUACUCUAGCUAUUGUCUUUCAGGGCGAGCAUGAGGUAUUUCUGAAGGGGAAAAAAGCAAACAAAGGGCCAAGGGAGGGAAGAAGGGGGGUUUGGGGGUUGAUGUGGGGGCUGAGUAGGUAUGCGUGUGUGUGUGUGUGUGUGUGUGUGUGUGUGUGUGGUUUUGGGCUUUCGGUAUCUCAUGGUUUUGGGUAACAUUGGGGCACAUUUUUUCUUUUUGAAAGGGGUUGAAAGGGGUUUUUCUGGAAUCGGGGGUUUCAUGUCUUUUUUAUUUUUUUAUGUACUUCCAUUUUUCUGUGUUUGGUUUUGUUGCGUGCGCUUUUAGUUUUGCUCCCUCAUAUUGGCUUGCUUGUUACUUGUGUUUCAUUGUUUUUGUUUUGUUGCAUGUGAUACCUCCCCUCACAAACACGAUUUUUUGGUUAGUAGAAAACGUUCUUUGGUGUGUGUGUUGGUGCAUGAAUGUCUGUGUGCUUUGAACGGAUGAUGUAUGUGGAGGUAGAGGUGUGUUGACUUGCUUGGAAAUCUUCUUGGUGUUAGGAUAAGGAUAUGGUGAGGGAGGUGGGUGGAGGGAGGGGAUGAUAUAUAGCUAGGGAGGAAAGAAAUGUUGAUGACGACAACAGGCAAGAAACGAGAAACAAUUAAGAAUAUAACGAGCGAGAUGAUUUUAGGCAGUUAGCUAUUCUACUUUACUACUACCACCACCA
Messenger RNA from Podospora pseudocomata, 4727 nucleotides. RefSeq names its product histidine kinase osmosensor (gene NIK1). The record is from RefSeq and is a predicted model, not a curated record. Gene Ontology annotation, biological process: cellular hyperosmotic response; phosphorelay signal transduction system; phosphorylation. Lineage: Eukaryota; Fungi; Ascomycota; Sordariomycetes; Sordariales; Podosporaceae. Gene Ontology annotation, cellular component: membrane. The transcript is spliced from 5 exons. Gene Ontology annotation, molecular function: phosphorelay sensor kinase activity. The coding region runs from base 1 to 3933 and encodes 1310 amino acids.